Messenger RNA from Darwinula stevensoni, 1139 nucleotides. The record is from the annotation of a GenBank genome assembly. Lineage: Eukaryota; Metazoa; Arthropoda; Ostracoda; Podocopida; Darwinulidae.
AUGGGAUGCUCUUCCUUGUUUGUUGCAGUCCUCAGCCUCCGGAACACGCAGGAAGAGGAGCCUCCAGACCCCCAGCUGAUGAGGCUGGACAACAUGUUGAUAGCGGAAGGGGUUGCGGGACCCGAGAAGGGUGGCGGUGCUGGUGCAGCCGCGAAUGCAUCUGCUGCAGCCGCUCAAGGUGGACCCACUUCUGACAAUGCCAUCGAACACUCCGACUACAGGGCCAAACUCUCACAAAUCCGCUCCAUCUACCACCAAGAGUUGGAGAAAUACGAGCAGGCGUGCAACGAAUUCACGACGCACGUGAUGAACCUGCUGAGGGAGCAGAGCCGGACGAGGCCUAUCACACCGAAGGAGAUCGAGAGGAUGGUCCAGAUCAUCCACAAGAAAUUCCAAUCCAUCCAAGUGCAGCUGAAGCAGAGCACCUGCGAGGCUGUUAUGAUCCUCCGCUCCCGAUUCCUCGAUGCCAGGAGGAAGAGGAGGAACUUCAGCAAGCAGGCUUCGGAAGUACUCAACGAGUACUUCUACUCACACCUCUCCAACCCGUACCCCUCAGAAGAGGCCAAGGAGGAACUCGCCCGCAAAUGCGGCAUCACUGUUUCCCAGGUAUCCAACUGGUUUGGCAAUAAGCGGAUCAGGUACAAGAAGAACAUAGCCAAAGCGCAAGAAGAGGCCAACCUUUACGCAGCCAAGAAAGCUGCAGGGGCAUCCCCGUAUUCGCUGGGAAGUGGAGGUGGAGGGGGUGGUGGUCAUAGUCCGAUGGUUUCACCUCCCCCAGGGUCCGAUGGUGGUCCUGCCGGCAUGUACAACAUGGCUGCUGCUGCCGCCGCCGCCGCUGCCAUCAACGGCUCCGAUUCCUAUUCCUCGUUGCCUCAAUCUCAAGUACCACAAACUGGAGGUUAUUCAAACGCCGGAGGCAUGUAUGACCCUAGUCUACAGCAGGUGGGUAUCCAAGUCGUUCCCUUGCGUUUCGCCAUAGACUCGGUCGAUGGAAUCCCCGGACGAAUGGAGAGUUAUGGAAGGGAGGCAAUCGAAGGAGCGUAAAUAAGGUCCGGGACAACCCGCCGCGCUGGGGUAUAUGCGAUGCGAAACUAUUAAUGAGUCUAGAGGGCCAGGGCAGAGCAAGGUAUGCGAAGAGA